AGACUUUUUUUAGUUAUUCGCUUACGCACAAAAGAGAUUAUUAUCUUUCAAACACAUCUCAAAUUCUUGUAAUAUCUGAAAUCAGGUUUUGCUUCAUUUUCCUUUGCUUUCUCGACAACCAAACGGACUGCAUAGAAGUUUCUAGGCGAUCAAAGCAAAGAUAAAAGCGAUGUCAAAUGUAACGGUAUGCUGUCGCUUCAGGCCUUUGAGCUCAAAGGAGAAAAGAGAUGAUGGCGAUAGCGUUUGCAUUCGCAGUCUGGACACUGAAACCUUCAUUUUCAAGGACGAAAAGGAAGAAGAGUCUACCUUUAGCUUUGAUAGAGUGUUUUAUAAAGAAUCUGUGCAAUCUGAUGUCUAUCAAUUUUUAGCUCUGCCUAUUAUUCAAGCAGGUGCUGUUAACGCAAUAAAUGGGACAAUCAUCACUUACGGACAGACAGGAGCCGGGAAGACAUAUAGUAUGGAGGGACCUAACAUCCUAGAACGUGAUGAGUUGACAAAAGGAUUACUUCCAAGAGUAGUAGAUGGGCUAUUUCAAUGUACGAAAUCUGUUGAUGGUUCAGACAAGCACUCAAUAAAGUUGUCAAUGGUGGAAAUCUAUAUGGAGAAAGUCAGGGAUCUUCUGGAUUUAGCAAAGGACAAUAUAUUGAUUAAGGAGAGUAAAGUGCAAGGAAUAAUACUAUCUGGAGUAACAGAGAUUUCUGUUUCAGACCCAGCAGAAGCUUUACAAUGCUUAUCUAGUGGGAUAGUUAACAGAGCAGUUGGAGAGACUCAAAUGAAUAUGUCCAGCAGUAGAAGCCAUUGUAUUUACAUUUUCACAGUUCAGCGAGAACUGACUGAGACGAGGGCCAAAACUGGAAAAGUAGUUCUUGUGGACUUAGCAGGGUCAGAGAAGGUAGAAAAAACUGGAGCUGAAGGGAAAGUUCUUGAAGAAGCAAAGACUAUCAACAAAUCUUUGUCUGCCCUGGGAAAUGUAAUAAAUGCUCUGACAUGUGGUUCGCCAACCAAAGCAAGCCACAUCCCUUAUCGUGAUUCCAAGCUUACUCGGAUUCUCCAAGAUGCUCUGUUUCUCAUCUUACAGGGAGGGAACUCUAGGACUGUAUUGCUGUGUUGUUGUUCACCGAGUACUUCAAAUGCGACAGAAACUCUAUCCACCCUUCGCUUUGGUACAAGGGCAAAGCAUAUAAAGGCAUCACCUUUUGUCAAUCGCAUUGAAGAUAAACUUGCCAAGCAGCACGGGGCUGUUGUUCCCUCUAAAGAUGAGUCAUGUGAAAGAAUUCUUAAUAGGUUGAGGGAGAGACUGGAUGUAGAAGAUGUGGAGUUUCUCGAGGAUCUAUUCAGACUGGAAGGAAUAUUAUUUGAUCCUAAUUCAGUUGAUGAUUUGGAAUCUGCCUGUGAAGAUAUUUCUCUACGAACAAUUUCCUCAUUGCAGCAAGCCUUGGAAGAGCUUGUAUUUUCCAUUGAGGAGCUUCAAAGUGAGAACAAGGCUCUUAAAUCCAGAAUAGCAGCUGCUAAAAAGUCAAAUGAUGAGCACAAGGAGACAAUAGAAAAUGCAAGUGUCAUGAGAAAGAUCUUGGACAUUCUAAGCUCCUCUAUGUUAUGGGUCAGAUCAUUUCCCCUUCCUAAAAUGCUCAAAUGAGAUAGCUUGCACAGUUGUGAGGGGUUGCCAUUCAUCACAAGAAUUAGAAGUAGAUACUGCGUCUAGUUUACAGUGUCAACAUGACCAUAUUGUAAAUCUAGAUGUUAAAUAAAUAUUUCAAUUCCAUCUGAAAUUCAAGGGGGUUUAGGCAUCUCUCAGAUUCUAUGGCGUAUUUUUAUGAGCAGCGAACCUUCCGAGCUUUUUUUUUUUUUUUAACAAUUUCAGUACAAAAUGUUUUGAUUCGUGUUCUAUUGCUUGUUUGAUGACAAACUGUAUAUAUUAAUAUUAGUUCAUGUUUUACCAUUUCCA
Molecule: messenger RNA, 1945 nt
Organism: Jatropha curcas
Lineage: Eukaryota; Viridiplantae; Streptophyta; Magnoliopsida; Malpighiales; Euphorbiaceae
Source: RefSeq, a predicted model, not a curated record